ACAUCUUUCUUCUUCCUACUCAUCUCCCAAAAAACACUUGUCUUCUUCUUCAAGUGUAUAGAAUCAUUGUGUUCUCAAAAAUUCCGAACUUAGAGUGAGAUAAGGGAGCAAAGGGCCAAUACAAAUGAUAUCUUGUUCAGAAGAAGGUAGUAACAAGAUCCUUGUGGCAAUCUCGUUGGACCGCAACGAGAGCCAAAAUGUUCUAUCUUGGGCCAUCAAUGUUCUUGCUAAACCAAGUGACACCAUUGUGGCUCUUCAUCUUCUUGUUGGUGAAGAACCGAGAAAAUUGCCAAUGAAGAAGAAGAAGAGAACUCAGAUUCGACAUGCCAAAGCUCACGUUAUCUCCAUGCUUGGAGAGUUCGCUUACACUUGCUGCCACAACCAGGUGAAUUUGGAAGCCAAGGUAGGGUUUAGCUCAAACAUUGGAAGAGGACUAAUCGAUGAAGUCAAAUCGAUUUCUGCUCAUUAUCUUGUUCUUUCUCGACCAACAACCCACGAAUUCAGGAUAUGGAAUGACAUCACAAGAUAUGUCUCCGACUUUGCUCCAUCAAGUUGCUCUGUUGUUCUAGUAGGAAAUCAAAGAAAACCGCAUAAAGAUUGUUACUCUGACUCCGCGAUUUCUCGAGACAUAAAGAGUGAGAAGUAUUCACCGCGCAGUGUACUAAACGCUUUAUCAAGAGAUUCACUUAGCUCUUCGGGAGAUGAUGCUUCAAGCUUCAAUGGUUCAAUGGUCUCUUCUAGCUUCGCUUCGCCUUCAGGGAAACCAAAACAUAAGCCAAUGUCUCCAUACAGAUUCAUAUCUUCUCUUAUCAUGAACUCUCCUCUGAGGAAAUGGAGAGGAAGCGAGACUAAGAGCAAGCUUAAACCUCAACCUUUAAUUCAAUGCUUCACUUACAACGAGAUUUCAAAGGCCACGAAUGGUUUUGAUCAAGAGAACAUUGUAGGCAUAGGAGGCUACUCUGAAGUGUACAGAGGAGAUUUAUGGGAUGGAAGAAGAAUCGCAGUGAAGAGAUUAGCCAAGGAGAGUGGUGACAUGAACAAGGAGAAAGAGUUUCUUACAGAACUCGGCAUCAUUAGUCAUGUCUCUCAUCCCAACACUGCUCUUCUCUUAGGUUGUUGUGUUGAGAGAGGUCUCUAUCUUGUCUUCAGAUUCUCCGAGAAUGGAACCUUGUACUCUGCGUUGCACGAGAAGGAGAAUGGGUCGUUAGAUUGGCCUAUACGAUACAAAAUUGCGGUUGGAGUUGCUCGAGGGCUUCACUAUCUUCACAAACGCUGCAACCACCGGAUCAUUCACCGCGACAUAAAAUCUUCCAAUGUUUUACUUGGACCUGAUUAUGAACCGCAGAUAACUGAUUUUGGAUUGGCGAAAUGGUUGCCUAACAAAUGGACUCACCAUGCGGUUAUACCAGUUGAAGGAACGUUUGGUUAUCUAGCACCAGAGUCCUUAAUGCAAGGAACAGUCGACGAGAAAACCGACAUCUACGCAUUCGGUAUUCUCCUAUUAGAGAUCAUAACUGGACGAAGACCGGUUAAUCCCACUCAGAAACACAUUCUCUUAUGGGCAAAGCCGGCGAUGGAGACAGGUAACACAAGAGAGUUGGUUGAUCCGAAAUUGCAAGAUAAGUAUGACGAUCAACAGAUGAACAGGCUUAUCCUUACGGCUUCACAUUGUGUUCAACAAUCACCCAUAUUACGACCAACCAUGACUCAGGUACUGGAGUUGCUCACAAAUGGGAACGAGGCUGAGAUUGCAAAGAGCUGGAGAAUGCCUAAGGAUAUGACUAAUGACCAUGAUGAUAUUUUGAUAAUAAUGGAUGGGAUGACUAUUCUAUGAUUUUCGGAUACGAUGUUCCUUCGGAUUCUUCUUUUUGAUAUUUUUGUCUAAUAUCUACUGAUUUCUUUUAUUUAGAUUUUUUUUCAUUCUUUUGCAUGUUAUGACUUAUGAGAUCUUUAACGUUCCCUCCAUUAUGUAUCAGGAUUCAAAACUAAUAGAAAUAUCAAAUAAGGUACAUA
Messenger RNA from Arabidopsis lyrata subsp. lyrata, 2013 nucleotides. RefSeq names its product probable receptor-like serine/threonine-protein kinase At5g57670. Gene Ontology annotation, biological process: protein phosphorylation. Gene Ontology annotation, molecular function: ATP binding; protein kinase activity. Lineage: Eukaryota; Viridiplantae; Streptophyta; Magnoliopsida; Brassicales; Brassicaceae. The record is from RefSeq and is a predicted model, not a curated record. The transcript is spliced from 10 exons. The coding region runs from base 125 to 1834 and encodes 569 amino acids.